UACAGAAUGUGUUAUUGCAAAAGUUGUCAUAAAAUACGAGGUGACAAGGCAGUCUACAAAAGAGGUGACCCGGCGAAAGAUUACGUAUUACCUUUGGGUUGGGCUCGUUUUCCCUUAAACGUUAGUGUGGUUAAGAGCUCAUAUCAUGUUGUAUUUCACGGCACUGAAACGGACUGUUUGGAGGACAUAUUGAAUGAUGGUUUACUUUUGCCAGAUGGUAUGACUACAAAUAUGCCACUUGGUAUGACGCACAAGUUGCUUUACAGGUUUGGCUUCGACCUGGAUCAUACAGUGUCAACCAUCAUACAAUCAGUGCCACACAUAAGAUUGAUGAGCAUAUUUCGAAUUCCGAAUUAGAAUGGUCCACCACUGACAGGUCUGCUGUUGUCCCAUAUGGGCUAUUGAUACAUUUAGGUUAGAGGACCAGACAGAAAAGGCUCAAACUUGUUUUCCUCUACAAGUAGGACACGAUCUAAUUGCGCCUGGAUUCUCCAUAAUUUAAACGUAAUAUGUAAUUAGCAUGCUGCUGGGACAACAUCACACCAUAUAUACCAGAGGUAUUGACUCAUAACG
Saccoglossus kowalevskii is the source of this 573-nucleotide messenger RNA. Its product is annotated as neuralized-like protein 4. The record is from RefSeq and is a predicted model, not a curated record. Lineage: Eukaryota; Metazoa; Hemichordata; Enteropneusta; Harrimaniidae.